Messenger RNA from Asterias rubens (European starfish), 342 nucleotides. RefSeq names its product proline-rich proteoglycan 2-like. The transcript has 2 exons. The coding region runs from base 1 to 342 and encodes 113 amino acids. The record is from RefSeq and is a predicted model, not a curated record. NCBI's taxonomy places the organism in Eukaryota, Metazoa, Echinodermata, Asteroidea, Forcipulatida, Asteriidae.
AUGACGCCCCAAGGUGCCCCACCCCAAGGUGCCCCACCCCAAGGAGCCCCACCCCAAGGUGCCCCACCCCAAGGUGCCCCAUUCCAAGGUGCCCCACCCCAAGGUGCCCCACCCAAAGGUGCCCCAUUCCAAGGUGCCCCACCCCAAGGAGCCCCACCCCAAGGUGCCCCACCCCAAGGUGCCCCACCCCAAGGUGCCCCACCCCAAGGUGCCCCACCCCAAGGAGCCCCACCCCAAGGUGCCCCACCCCAAGGUGCCCCACCCCAAGCUGCCCCAUUCCAAGGUGCCCCACCCCAAGAAGCAGGAAAAGGAGAUGAAAAAUGUGACACAACAAUCAGCUAG